Messenger RNA from Rhincodon typus (whale shark), 4020 nucleotides. RefSeq names its product centrosomal protein 97 (gene cep97). Lineage: Eukaryota; Metazoa; Chordata; Chondrichthyes; Orectolobiformes; Rhincodontidae. Bases 99 to 2726 code for a protein of 875 amino acids. The record is from RefSeq and is a predicted model, not a curated record. The transcript has 11 exons. Gene Ontology annotation, molecular function: protein binding.
UGAACCGUCCGAUUGCACUGACACGUCGCUGUUUUAUGUCGUAGCUGUUAUGUUUCCUGUAGUUUUCCUCCUUCGGACAUACCGCUGCUGAAGUCUGGAUGGAGGUUGUAGUUGUGCAGCUCCCUGAUCACUGUAAAGGUGCGGGCGGUGGUCAGUGGCUUGUAGCUACAAUUCCUACAGACGGUCGAGUAGUUGAUUUAUCAGGAUUGGGAUUGCAGCAUUUGGAUACAGUUGCUCUGUGCCUGACAAGUACUUUGAUUCUGGACAAGAACCAACUGACUAAAUUGGAAAAUGUGGAGAAAUGUGGAGAUUUAGUACAAUUGUCUGUAGCCAACAAUCGCCUAGUCCGGAUGGUCGGUGUAGCAAAACUUGUCAAUUUGCGAGUCUUAAACUUGCCUAACAACAGUAUUGGAAAUGUGGAAGGCCUGAAGGACUUGGUUCAUCUAGAGUGGCUCAACUUAGCUGGAAACAAUAUUAAGUCUAUGGAACCAGUUAAUAACUGCUUGGCACUUCGACAUUUAGAUUUGUCAGACAACAAUAUUUCCCUGAUAGGUGACCUAUCAAAACUCUUGUCUCUGCAGAUACUGCUGUUGCAUGGAAAUACUAUCACCACACUCCGAUCUGCUUCCAGUCAUCUGCCACCAGACUUGACCAUCCUUUCUCUAGCUGAAAAUGAGAUCAGAGAUCUCAAUGAGGUUUCUUAUCUUGGAUUCCUUCGCGAGUUGGAACAGCUGUCAAUCAUGAGUAAUCCGUGUGUAAUGGCUACCCCCUCCCUCCCUGGAUUUGACUAUAGACCAUACAUAGUCUGUUGGUGUUUAACCCUGCGGAUUCUAGAUGGUUAUGUAAUCUCACAGAAAGAGAGCCUCAAAGCAGAGUGGCUUUACAGUCAAGGGAAAGGCCGAUCAUUUCGACCUGGUCAGCAUGUGCAGCUGGUCCAAUAUUUGGCCUCAGUUUGUCCUCUCACUUCAACUCCAGCACUACAAUCUGCAGAGGAUGCUAAACUUGAAAAAAUCCUAAGUAAACAGAGGCUUCACCAAAUGGAGCUCCUGGAGAAGCUCCAGAAUAGCAGCCAUAUUUCACAGUCAAGUCCAACCCGAGAAUUGUCAUUUCAAAGUGAAAGCAACAGCCCAACUCAAAGUUGCAAUGCUCACAAUGUAAAAGAACCUGUAAUUCGAAUUAACGCAUGGGUUGGUGCAAGUGACCGUGGAGACCAAUGUCAAACAGUCGAACAGUUCUCAUCAAGACAGACUGCAGGGUCUUGUCACAGUGAGCUCUUGUUGGAGGAUAUCCAGACUGAUGAGGACAAACUUAAUUGCAGUCUUCUCUCUUCAGAGUCUACAUUUAUGCCUGUAACCAAUGCAAUGUCUCCUCUUUCACCUUCCAGCGAUCAAAGGCUUCCUGGAGAUAUUCUGGCUGUAGAAGCUGAUGUUGUGUCAUCGUUGCAUUUGGAAACUGGGGAUAUGCAUGAGGAUAGUGAUGAUCAAAAAUAUCAGAGGGCUGCAAGAAGAACAGAAAACUAUGGAGGAUGGGUGGAAAAAGCCAUUUACAAAAGUAAAGAAGAGAAUGACAGCAAGUUGUUCCAUGUAUCCAGUCCAAUGAAAUCAUGUGUAAAUGUUAGUUCAGGUGUAAACAAAUGCCUGGAGUCAGCUGCAUUAACGAAAGAGCACAGUUUGCUAGACAACAGAUUGCCCAAAUGGCUAUCAGUGGAAGUUGACCAGAAGAUGAUAGGAGAAGACUCAAAGCCAGAUAAGUCUGGCUCAUCUGAAAGAGUUGAGCCAAACCCAGAAUUUCUAAAUCAAAUUAAUAAAGCAGCCGUAAAGAUUCAAGCACUCUGGCGAGGAUUCUACACCAGGAACUGCAAUAAAAAGGCGAAGGAAAUACGUUGUGAAAUCCGGCUGCGUAGGAUGCAGCAACAUGUACAAUACUUAACUAAAGAAGUAAUCAGAUGGAGAAAAGAAUGUGAAGAAGAACGUAUGCAAAGGAUGGUGCAGGAAGAAGCUGUAAGGUUUUUAUGGAACCAGGUUCGGAGCCUCCAAGAAUGGCAAAUAUGCAUGACUCAGAAGCAGAAUGGAGUAUUGCAGGCCUAUGCUAAAGAAUCCAUUUCCCCACAGCAUAUGUUUAUUCAUUCAUUUGAAGGCACACCACAGUCCUUUCUCUUGACUGACCACCCGAGUCCUACCUCUGGACAAGAUACUCACUUGGGACGUUCAUUGCAAGAAUUUCCUGAUUCUGGCUUUCAGUCCUCAGCCAUCACCUGUAAUUGUCUCCAAGAUUCCUUGAAUUCUCAUCGGAGUUCUUCAGCAGGGAGCACAAACACAGUUGUAGAAGUCCCCUGCAUUGUUAAAAAAGAUUACAAAUGUUUGACUGAGGAGUUCAAGGAGCCAGAAACCCUAGAUUCCAGCUGCACACCCAGUAGUAAAGAAAACUCGGAUAACAGUGAACAGGACAGCAGUCUUAUACAGCAAUAUCUUAAUUCAUUAAGGCAACUGGAUGCCGAAGAUGAUGAACCAAAUUUUAACAGGAGGACAGAAUGCGGUUCACAAGAAUGUGAUACUGUGAACAAUGUUCAUGAAUCCCUCUGUGGUGCUCCAAUUCAAAUGUCUGGUGAUUGUAAUACCAAGUUUCCAGAAGCGUUCUGUCAAGCAGAAGUGGCUGUCAUUGAAACUGACAUUGUGGACUGUGUAGAUGUACAAGGAAAAAGUCAUGAACUAAUCCCAAAGCAUUGAGUAGAUGCCAAUAACUAGUUAACUGUAUUCAGUUAAGAACAGUGCUAAUAAGGUCAUUUUUUUUGACAAUAUGCAUACUAAUGUGAAAGCAAUAUAUGAAGGCAUAGAAAUAUUUCAAGCUGAAAAAUACUACAUUCAAAAAUGAAAUGUUAUUGUGAUAAUUACACAAUGUACAUUUUUUCAAAAGCUCUUUUAGGAUGCGAUUUAAAUGAAAUAUUAACAAUUAAUUAUUUAGAUUUUCUUGUCAACAUUCCAGAGCAAUGAUUUUCAGCCUCAGUAUCUGCAAUCUUAAAAUUUUUUGAAUGGUUUUUACUUUUCUGAAGAAUAACAUUUACUCUCUUCUGUCAGUGUACUGAGCCAUUCACAAUUCCUGGUUCAAAAUCUGCACAUCUCUCCACAUCUCCUGUCGGCAUGAUAGCAUGACCAAGAUUAUUCCAUUCCUAUAUGACAUAUGAUAGUGGCGAAUUUGCACACCACACUGGCAAAACAUGUAGCAGCAAUCUAGAAUGUCAUCAGUUUGCUGACUUGUUUCUGUUAGUAGUCUUUAUUGAUGGAAAUAUAUUCUUCACCAUUACAACAAUAAGUUAUUUAUGUGUGUGAGGUGAUGCUCAUGAUGGACUGAUUUAGCACUACUCUGCCAAGAAGGGAUUAUAUUAUUGUAGUUUUGACAGAUUUCUGCAACCAUAAUUUCUCUCACAUGCUAAUUUACACUAUGUUAGUAGACCUGUUUUUGUAUCCCAAGGAUUCUAAUUCUUGAACAGUUGGUGGACAACCUGAAAUCUGCUAAUCAAAAGCUAAAAUAAUAUGCUAGUAGCUAUAGUGGAGUUUCAGUUAAUUGUGUAUUUGGUAAGUGUGCAUUUCUUUACUAUUGUGGAAUAAUUUAUUUGUCCGUCCUUGGGAGAGAGUAAAAUUUAUUGGACCUGCAAAGCAAACAUUAAUGAAGUUGACUAAAUACAUUGCAGAUAUGGUUCUGAGAUGAAAACCAUUCAAUUUCCAAUUGUACUAAAAGCUAGUGUGAGACAUUACUAUAGAAUUCAGCAUUUCUUUAACCAGCUUAUUGCGCGUGACCAUUAUUCCAUAAUCCUCCAUGUGUCUGUGAGCAUCCAGUGAAAAUAAAACCAAGCUGGACUGUUGUUACCUAGCAUCACAUAUAAAAUUAACUUUGACUUGUCAAAGCCUGAAAAAUAUGUCUUGUAUUGUGUUCUGCUGUCAGUGAUAACAUUAUGAGCAAUUAACUUACUGGAGAACUACUUCUGUGAAAUUAUAACAGAAAUAAAAACAAAACAGCUGGCUA